Messenger RNA from Melampsora larici-populina 98AG31, 4353 nucleotides. RefSeq lists its product as uncharacterized. The record is from RefSeq and is a predicted model, not a curated record. Bases 132 to 4253 code for a protein of 1373 amino acids. Gene Ontology annotation, molecular function: protein binding. The transcript has 7 exons. Lineage: Eukaryota; Fungi; Basidiomycota; Pucciniomycetes; Pucciniales; Melampsoraceae.
CUUUCAAGUUUCAACCAAUCGCAUUCAAAAAAAAAUCAAUCACAAGAUUUUACAAUUUAUCACUUCAUUCACAUCUCAACUCACCAAACUUUCUAAAUUUAGAAAAAUCCCAACCCUCCAAUCAAUCCAACAUGUCCUCAAACAACGAAAUCAACUUUGGGCCCGUCUUCAUGAGAGGACGCAAGCCCGUCACUGGGAACAAAGUACCCACAGCUCAUCCACCUAAUAACGAAACUGCAUCCCAAUCGCAGGUUCUCAAAAACAGUGGAGGGCCUACGCCAGUAGUGAGACCAUCGAUACCAUCACUUGGUUCCUUUAGUUCUGGCUCCAUCAGUCCCGCUCUACCAUUAUCGAAGUCUUUCUCCGCAGUGGUUUCACCUGAAAAAGAAAACGAGGAACGCGUGGCAUUUUUGGGCGCGUCCAACGGAUGGGACGUCUCUCAUGGACUUCAUGAUGCUAGCCUUCAUUCGACCGACUUCUCAGGAAAUGCGAUGGCUAACGGUACCGCACCAGUAUUUCACGAAUAUUCAAGAGAAACGUUGUUGAAUUUGUACUCUGAGGUCAUGGCGCUCAAGCUACCGCCCGAUCUCGAAACUAGUGAUCCAGCUUUCAGUGAUACACUUGUGGGUCCACCGCUAGGUUUGAUCGAGAUGACAGAAGCUGAAAAAGAGCUUUUUUCAGGUCCUUACAAUAGUGAUAGGCGAGCUCAAGCAAAUAAAGCCCAGCAUCAUAAUCACGCCGAUAGUCCAACCACGCCAAUAUCACACCCUGAUGGUAAUAUAGCUGGACUGGCGACCAAUAGACUAUCUGUCAGUACCGGAGCUAAACUUGGUAAGCAUCACAGCCCCAUCGAACGUUUCACGAAUUUGGGUAUCCAAGGCGGCGUGCUUGCCGGGGUCGCCUCACCUACUCAUAGCACCAACAGACGUAGAGGCGACAGUGAAAAUGAUCCUCCAGAGGGAACACGCAGAUUUCCUCGUCCGGAUGAACCUGCCCUACAAUCUGCCGGUUGGUCAGCUAAUCCUCGAGAUCGUCGCGCUCGAGAUUCUGGGCCGCCAGCUGAAGGCAAGUGGAAGCGAGGUGUCCCACUAGAAGAAAAAAUGCAUCUCACCGCGGACAUUGUCUCGAGUGGUAAUCCCAGAUACUCUGUUCUUGAUAGAAUGCGCGAAAAGGCUGCGGCCAGUCUUGAUCAAGCUACCAAAGAGUCUACUGUUCAGGGAUCUUCUCCCCACGAGGUAUCGGAUAAUGUCGAGCUCUCGAGGCACCUUACCCCCUCCGAAGCGACCAAGGGACUUGAUGGCAAUUUGGACGACACAUCACCUCCCUUGCCCGAUACUUUGACCUUGAAGCAUGAGUCAAAAUCGGUUACCGAUGCUUCCGGCGCGGCGGCGUCCUCCAGGGAAACAGAUUCAAGUGGAGCUGGUCAAAAUCCUCCUGCUGUGUCUUCGCAUUCUUUGGAGGCCCCUCCUGAGGACAUUGCAUGGCAGUACCGCGACCCCUCUGGGACGAUUCAAGGCCCAUUCACUGCUUUUCAGAUGCAAGAAUGGUAUAAAGCUUCUUUCUUUCGCGACGAUUUACUCGUCAAACGUGUGUCCGAUAUCGCAUUCGAAACUCUUGAAACUCUUAUUCUUCGGAUAGGUGAUCGCGACAGACCUUUCCUAGUCCGUCCACCGCCCGUAUUGCCCCCUAAUCUUCCUUUACCGGGCUCGCACACGCAAAGUUUUCAAGGCAUCGCUCAGGCACACUCGUCGCCCAUGACCCAGCGAUCGUCACUACUGGAGCAACCCUCUUUUCCCACCCGACAGGAUACUAUAUCUGUCUUCGAUUCUCCUAUUGUGACUCAUAAUCAUGAUUCCAACUCCCUCCAUCCUUCUUCGGCUCCUGAUCCCUGGAAUUCAAGCGCACAGUCGAUGUCGCCCUUGCACCGUUCUGCGACCUUACCCUCUGCCUCGCCUUUGGUCACUGCGAGCGGAUGGCAUGUUGGCCUACCCGCUUUAUCAGGUCCACCUGCUCAGAGUGCUAACGACUAUAAUGCAAGUCUACUUGGGAAUGGAUACGCGCCAAAUUCUUUUGGCGACCCGAUGCGAUUUUUGCAACAUGUUCCUCACCCAGCUUUGGUCGGAGGCAAUAACGGUUACCCUUUCACCCAUCCCAUCCCACAUCAACCUGCAUUUGGACAAAUACCGGUUGGACAUCACCUAUUCAACGGGGCCAAUAUCGACCCACACGUAGCUUCUCAGUUGCAUCCCCAUCUUGAAUACCAGGCUGCGUCUUAUCGAGGCAAUACUUCCAUGGGUAACAAUGCGGACCUGAACGAACCUCCUACCGAGCACGAAAGGAACGAACAGCUGCCAUUUACACAGACCCCUGGUUCUCUCGAUCCCUGGCACAUGCAACCUGACCGAGUGGCGUCUGUUCAAACACAAGUGCCAGAUCAAAACUUGGCUCAGCCUACGAUGUCUGCAUCCGCUGGACACGCUGAUCCGACUUCACCCACUCAUCGUGAUUCUUGGACACAUCCUCUGGCUACCAUAGAGCCCAUUGGGACUCGAUCCUCCGGAAAAAAUACCCCUAUAUCAGCUUCACGUGACUUGGUCUCUGUUGCUACACUUCCAAAUCAACACAGUACGGGUGCUCUUCAUGCCUCUCCUGUAGAAGCACAGAACCCCGUAACUCUGCCAGAGGCGGCUUCCGCUCCCCCGGCGAUCUCAUCUGGGUCCGUACAAUCUCCAGCCUCGCGUCCAUCAGAUAAUAAGAAACAAAGCAUCGUUGUCGAAGAUAAGCGUGAUACGUCGUCUCCUCAGAGCCAACCUCUCGAACAAAGGAGUAGCGUUCAAUCACUUGAACAAAGAACUACCUCUCAGGCUGAAGCAGCCUUGGCCUCCGAUGAACCAUGGCAAAGUGUCUCGCAUCAGUCCGCCACCAAAUCAAGUCUUCCACCAACAGGGGUCGCGACUCCCGCGAUAGCCCCAGCCCCCAAGCAAUCUGGUAAGGUCAUCGUCAUCAGCAGAGCUCAGCAAGAUGAGCAUGAUCGUCGCACAGCAAGCAUCCAAAAAACCCAACUACAGUUGAAGGAGGCUCAGGCGGUCGAAAGAGCUGCACGCGAGGCUUCCGAAGCGGCCGCAGCUGCAGCGAGUGCAGCUGUCACUGCUUCAAUCAGUGCACCAGCCCCGUGGUCCAAGGAGGAUAGCAAAACCCCGACUUCCAACCUAUCGUUGAUGGAAAUCCAAGCCAUCGAGUCUAAGCAAGCUGAGAAGCGCAGACAAGCAGAAAAACAGGCUGCGGCCAAUCGAGCAUUAGCUGAACAGGCCGCGGCUGCUGAACGAGCUGCCAAGGCGAUGAAAGAAUCGCUCCCACCUACCUCUAAUUGGGCAACGGCCUCCUCUCCAACCAAACAUCACUCCCAACUAGGUUCUCCUGUAGUAUGGGGUGGCAAGGACAAUGAAGGCACGAUCAACUCAGCUCCCAAACAGACGAUGAAGCAGAUACAAGAAGAAGAAGCUCGCAGGAAAAAGCUCGCCCAGCAACAAUUGGCCACCAAAGCUGCGUCCAUUGGCUCGACUCGUUCUUCUGCAGGCUAUGCCGGUUCGAUUGGAGCGGUAGCAACAAAAGCAGCUGCUGUGUCUGGUCCGUGGUCUGUGGUAGGUGCCAAAAGUAAGGUUAUUGCACCGCCAGUCAAUGGUGCUAGACCAGUUACAUCCGUUGUACCUGGUCUACCAAGCACUGGUCGGUUGUCAACCUCGGCUCAACACUCUACCCUAUCGAAGACACCCAUGUCUAGCACUCGAACAAUUGCGAGCAUGACGAACAACUCAAACAAAGCAGUCACCACUUCCUCUACCGGCACUUCGACCAGCGCGCCAGAAGGCCCACCACCUGCUUCUGCUGAAUUCAUGAAAUGGCUUCGAGAGGCUCUGAGAGGGAUGAACAAUGUGGACGAUUUCAUGAAGAUGUUAUUAGAUUUUCCUAUCAAUCCAGACGAAUCUGUCUUAGAGAUAGUUUCCGAUAGUGUUUAUGCAGGUAGUGCUACAUUGGACGGACGUCGAUUUGCGAAAGAGUUUAAUACUCGUCGCCAUGCAGAUGUGAUGGCAAGAAUGGGUAAUUCGAAACCCACCCCAACUCGUGCUAAUAGUAACGUUUCUGCAACAGUUAAGAAAACCUCGACUAUGGCUGAUGCACUUAAAUCUCAACCUGCUCCGAAGAAUGAUGGAUGGGGAUUUGCUGUAGUUGGACCUAAGAAGAAGAAGAAAUAGAGGAUCUGUUGUAGUGUAGUUGGUUGUCAUUGAGUGAUUUGGGGUUUUGUAAUCUGCUUGAAUCGAUGAGAAAAGAAAAGACGAGAUUUCUUAACCAAGG